Aspergillus terreus NIH2624 is the source of this 1227-nucleotide messenger RNA. Its product is annotated as glutaminyl-peptide cyclotransferase family protein. The record is from RefSeq and is a predicted model, not a curated record. Lineage: Eukaryota; Fungi; Ascomycota; Eurotiomycetes; Eurotiales; Aspergillaceae. Bases 1 to 1227 code for a protein of 408 amino acids. The transcript has a single exon. Gene Ontology annotation, molecular function: glutaminyl-peptide cyclotransferase activity; zinc ion binding.
AUGUCUUCUCGUAACGGUGGCCUUUUCCGCCCCUUCCUCUCGUUAUGUAUUACGCUUCUUCUUCUACUGCUUCCUAGCGAAGCCUAUCAAGAUCUCUCUGACGCCUCGCUAAAAUCACUCCCUCGGCCGGACAAUGAUUUCGAUAUACACAACGGCGCGUUGCUGUCGCCGAUUCUAAUUCCCCGUGUGUCGGGGACCGCGGGCUCAACUGCGGUGCUCAAUCAUUUUGUGAACUUUAUACGCACGACCCUCCCAGACUGGAAUAUCCAGUUCCAGAACUCCACUUCUACCACACCUGUGUCGAAUGGGAAGGAAGUCCCGUUCAUUAAUCUCAUUGCGUCGCGCGAUCCCCCAUGGGCUGCGCCAGGCGAUGUCAGCCGCUUGACCAUUGUCGCGCAUUACGAUAGUAAAUAUACACCAGAGGGAUUCAUCGGCGCGACGGACAGCGCUGCUCCUUGCGCCAUCAUGAUGCACGCGAUGCGGAGCAUCGACAGCGCCUUGACAGAGAAAUGGAAGGCGAUGAAAGCAGAAGGCCAUGCGCAUGCCCUGGAGGAACAGAGAGGAAUCCAGUUCCUGUUUCUGGACGGCGAAGAGGCGUUUGCCCAAUGGACCGACACCGACUCUCUCUACGGCGCUCGGUCCCUGGCAGAACAGUGGGACGCAGAAAUGCAUCCUGUCAUGUCCACUUUCAAGACCCCUCUAUCUUCCAUAUCCCUGUUUGUUCUUUUGGAUCUGCUUGGGGCCAAGGAUCCUGGCAUUCAGUCUUAUUUCCCAACAACACACUGGGCCUACCUGAAGCUGGCCAAUCUGGAGAAGCGUCUUCGGGACCUAAAACAGUUCAAGUCUUCUAAUGAAGCAACAGGGACGCCCUGGUUUCUCGACGUGGCCAAAACCGAGGAUAAGAUACCGAUGGGCUUUGCAAUUGAAGAUGAUCAUAUCCCGUUCCUAAGGCGCGGGGUUGAGAUUCUGCAUGUCAUAGACGCUUCGCCUUCUCGCGGCUUUCCCGUCGUCUGGCAUAACAUGAAGGGCAUCCCGGACGAUGGGGAACAUCUUGACCUGGACACGGUGGAAGACUGGGGUACGCUGAUAACCGCGUUUGCCGCUGAGUGGAUGGAGCUCGAGGGCUUCAUGCCGAGCGCCACCAACAAGGAUCCCUCGAUGCAGGACACAGGGACUAAGCGCUCAAUGCAUGGUUCUAAGCAGCCCAACAAAAAAACUGAGUUGUAA